AUGGUUGUUGGUGUCAAUUUUGAUAGUGCGGCGAAGCUAGUGUUGGCCCAGUGCGGCGAAGCUGGUGUUGGCACAGGUUUCAAAAAAGAAAACGUUACUGUGGUUGUUGGUUUCAAUUUUGAUAGUGCGGCGAAGCUAGUGUUGUGCGGCGAAGCUAGUGUUGGCCCAGGUUUCAAAAAAGAAAACAUUACUGUGGUUGUUGGUUUUAAUUUUGAUAGUGCGGCGAAGCUAGUGUUGGCCCAGUGCGGUGAAGCUGGUGCUGGUACAGGUUUCAAAAAAGAAAACGUUGCUGUGGUGAUGCUCGUUGACUUUGAAAGCGGUGUGAAGCGGUUGCUAGUGCAAGUUUGA
Messenger RNA from Phycomyces blakesleeanus NRRL 1555(-), 348 nucleotides. RefSeq lists its product as hypothetical. Lineage: Eukaryota; Fungi; Mucoromycota; Mucoromycetes; Mucorales; Phycomycetaceae. The record is from RefSeq and is a predicted model, not a curated record. The coding region runs from base 1 to 348 and encodes 115 amino acids. The transcript is spliced from 4 exons.